UGGGAGACACUUACGACUUUGGAAUUCCGUUGUUGCGCCAUCAUUUCGGUAAUCCCACAGAUUGACCUGUUCCUACGUCGAACCCACCUCCCGCCUUUCGCACUUUUCGGUUUCCCGUGGAUUGGCCACGCGACCAUUGUCUUCAAGACUCCAGACCUUACCCAUCCGUUACGAUCGUCUGCCAGGUGAUAUUUCGCGAUGUCGUCCGCCGCAAUGUCGAAAAAGAACAAGGGGAAGAAGGUUGCGGACCCGAAUGAGACGUCCAAGCUCUUAGCCGCCAAGAUCUCCCAACUGGAGCAGGAUGCUGCCGGAGAAAAGGAUCAAGAAGCGGAAAUUGAGCGUGAGGUCAAGAAAGCUACGAGGGACCUGAACCAACUCCUCAGCAAUAUCGAAUCCCCGAUGACCCGGCUCGAGACCGUCCAUAAGAAAUACACCGAACUUCUUGCGGAUAUGAAGAAGCUGGAUCGCGACUAUGCCAAAAGCAAAAAGCGGGCUGAUCAACUGCAGAAGGAUCAAGACAAGGGCAAAACAGAAUUAAACAAGACAGUCACAAUGAAGGACAAGCUUGAAAAGUUAUGCAGGGAGCUUACAAAGGAAAACAAAAAGGUCAAGGACGAAAAUAAAAAGCUGGAAGAAACAGAGAAGAAGGCACGGUUAAUCGUCAACGAGCGCCUUGAUUCCCUUUUGUACGAUAUUCAAGACGUCAUGGCAGCCAAAGGCAACCCGCGCAGCGAGAAGGUGGAUAUUGAUUUAGAUGAAGCUUUACGUGCUAAGAUCAAAACCAUUGGCGAAAAGUUCGAAAUGCGCGAGUUGCAUUACAAGGCCUUGCUACGCAGCAAAGAUGCGGAGAUACAGUGUCUCACUGCCAAGUACGAGGAACAGCGCCGUGCCGCCGAAAAUGAAGCCGCUCGCUGCCGCGCCCUUAGCUCGCAAGUAUCUACGUUUUCUCAUACAGAAGCUGAAUUGCGCAGUCAGCUCAACAUCUAUGUGGAAAAGUUCAAACAGGAUACGCUUAACAAUAGCAACGAACUCUUUCUCACUUUCCGCAAAGAAAUGGAGGAGAUGUCCAAGAAAACAAAGCGCCUCGAAAAGGAAAACCUUACCCUCACCCGCAAGCACGAUCAGACGAACCGCAACAUUCUCGAGAUGGCCGAAGAGCGCACACGGAAUCACGAAGAGCUGGAAAAGUGGCGAAAGAAGAGCCAUCAUCUCGAAGCACUUUGCCGUCGUAUGCAAGCCCAGGGUCGGGGUCAAGGCCUUCCUGCGGAAUUAGACGGAGAUGAUGAAGGGACAGAGAGCGAGUACGACGAGGACUAUGAAGACGAGGAAGAUGACGAAGGAAUUAGUGACGAUGAAUACGAAUUGGAAAGCCCAGACCGUGAGAUCAACGGAGGCCGAGGUGUUGAACAACAACCCGAAAAGCCAGUGUUUGGACCACCGCCACCACCCAACCUGCUUGAAGCACGGGCCAAUGGAAACAAGGCCAUGAUUAAUGGAUGCCAUUAAUGCUUCUUGUAGGUCGGAUGUUACAUGCGUGUGUUUUUGACUCUCCUGUCUGAUCGAGUAUUGUUCUGCAAAUGUUCUUUUUUAUGCCUUGGUAUGCCGGAAAAAUGAGAGAAAAGAAAAAGAAACAAAAACAUGAGUCAGAGAGGGAAAUGUACAAACAAAGUGUUCAAGUCCAGUGCCAUUGGGCUAUUUUUUGGGAGAAGUGCAUACUGUAUCUGUACGCAAAUCUCGUAGCGCCAGGGCUUCUUGGAUGGAUUACCAGGACAC
Molecule: messenger RNA, 1773 nt
Organism: Aspergillus wentii DTO 134E9
Lineage: Eukaryota; Fungi; Ascomycota; Eurotiomycetes; Eurotiales; Aspergillaceae
Product: taxilin
Exons: 5
Coding region: 199-1506 (435 amino acids)
Molecular function (GO): syntaxin binding
Source: RefSeq, a predicted model, not a curated record